UGCUGCUCGUAUUCCGCUCUUGCCCACUGCGGCCACUGGUGGUUUCCUGAGGCAGCACAACUCUGGUCCUUUCGCUUUCCAUUCCACUGUAGCUGUUUAUUGAAGUGCUUGCCAUCGAGACAUGUGGAGCCAGAUCGUUCUCGUUGCCGGCGCCUUUGGUCUCGGAUACUACUUUGCCACCCGUGGCCAACCGGGCAAUGCAAAAAAGCAGACUGCGCCAGCUGCUGACGUAGAAACCAUGGCAGGCACAUUCCCUGAGGGUAGUGCCACGCACGUAGAAUCCGACCCGCAGCAAAAAGCAGCAGCACGCAAGAGCAGCACCGGCAAGAAACCGUCGAAGAAGGGAUCGAGGCCAAAAAAGCCCAGCAAGAAGGCUGCAAAGACGACUGACGAGGCUGCUACCCCUGCUGACGACGCUACAAAAACCACUGCCGCGCCAAGAACUCUCGAAACGAAAAAGCCCGUCGUUGUUGCGCAGCCCCUUGCUGCUGACCAGUCACGUAGCGCCAGCGAGCCCGGAUCAGACGAGGAGCCAGAGCCACAGCCCGCUGUGGAGGAGGACGUGUGGGAGACAGUUGGGACCGAAGGCUACCGCCCUGAAAAAACCGCAUCCAAGCACAUUCCGGUACACGAGUCAGCAUGGGGUAAGCUGGAGCCGGACAAGGAUCUGGGCAAGGAGCCCGAAGCAAAACCUGCUGCCCGAGUCCUGCGCAUUGGCGCAGCAGCCCAUCCAGGACCUGCGUCUUCACCACGGCGCACUGCACGUAGCUACGAGUACGAGGAGGCGCUGACGAAGAAACAGCGCCAGAACAUGCGUAAGGAGGAACGCAAGCGUGCAGAAAAGGCCUAUGUGGCCGAGCUGCAGGCACAGCGGCUGCGCCAGCACCAGCGCGGGCUGGUCGAGGUUCGGUCGCGCGAGCAAUGGGAGAAAGCAAAGCGCAAGACAGCAAACACCCCCAAGCCUGCUAGUGCAGGAACGAGCAAGGUGAAUGGCAAGGCUUCAGUGUUUGAGGACAAGCUCAUCUGGGAUUAGGAACUUGGGCUGGACCGCGCAAACUGUGGAUUCCCUCGAAUCGUGGAUGCGACAAGGUGUAUUUCUGUCGCUUAGUACC
This is a messenger RNA of Linderina pennispora, 1112 nucleotides long. RefSeq lists its product as uncharacterized. Bases 122 to 1033 code for a protein of 303 amino acids. NCBI's taxonomy places the organism in Eukaryota, Fungi, Kickxellomycota, Kickxellomycetes, Kickxellales, Kickxellaceae. The record is from RefSeq and is a predicted model, not a curated record. The transcript has a single exon.